This is a messenger RNA of Harpia harpyja (harpy eagle), 1254 nucleotides long. RefSeq names its product thymus-specific serine protease-like. The record is from RefSeq and is a predicted model, not a curated record. Gene Ontology annotation, biological process: proteolysis. Lineage: Eukaryota; Metazoa; Chordata; Aves; Accipitriformes; Accipitridae. Gene Ontology annotation, molecular function: dipeptidyl-peptidase activity; serine-type exopeptidase activity. Gene Ontology annotation, cellular component: endosome; lysosome.
AUGUGUGUGCCCCCCCCCAUGCAACCCAUCCCGUCCCCCCCACCUUUCCCACAGCGGUACUGGAUCAACCGGGAAUUCUGGCAGCAGCCAAAUGGACCUGUCUUCCUGCUGCUCGGGGGGGGGGGAGAGCGGCCUGUCCCCGGGGGCCACGUGGUGGAGCUGGCGCGGGCACACGGGGCGCUGCUGGCGGCACUGGAGCAUCGCUUCUACGGGGGCAGCCGGGGGCCGGGGGACCCUGACCUGCGCUUCCUCUCCAGCCAGCAGGCCCUGGCCGACCUGGCUGCCUUCUGGCUCCAUGUCACAAGUGCGUGGGGCCUCAGCCCCAACCACACCUGGGUCUGUUUCAGGGGGUCCUACGCUGGCACCCCGGACGCGGGUGACACCAUGCCUCAGUUUCCCCACCUUGUGUCUGCUGCCAUUGCCUCAUCCGCUCCCAUCCAGGCUCAGGUUGACUUCGCUGGAUACAACCACGUCAUCUCAGCCGCCCUCUCCAGCCCCACUGUGGGGGGGGGUCCCCAGAGUGCCGGCGGCCUUUGCUACACUGGACGGGUGGUUGCAUGGCCGGCAGUUGGCGGGGGUGCCGCAGGAUUUCUCCUGUUGCCGACCCCCCUGGGGGACCGGGAGCUGCUGGUGGAGAAUGUGGCCAACAUCUUCGCCGGGGCGGUGCAGUACAACAGCCACCGUCCCGGUGACUCAGUGGCUGUGCUUUGCCAUGCCAUGACUGAUGGCUGCCGCAGCUCCCCAUACCACCAGCUCGUGGCCGUCAACAAGAUGCUACAGGUGCAACUCAGCCUCUGUGCUGAUGUCUUCGGCACCACCCUGGCACAUGUCCGAGCUGCCAUCGCCUUCACCAACACCUUUUAUGGGGUGGCGCACCCCAACACCCACUGCGUCCUCUUUGUUAAUAGUAUGGCACGGAUUGGCGUGACGCAGGGUGCCACAGCAUUGCACGGCACAGGUGAUGUGGUGCCCACUGCCCGCAGGCGCGCUGGACCCCUGGCAUGUGCUGAGUGCGGGGGGGGCCGUUCAGGGGUGCUGACUGCGGGGGCCUCCCACUGCGCCGACAUGGCCCCCACCUGCCCUGGGGACCCCCCAGCACUGAGGGCUGCCCGCCAGUGCAUCACAGCCCACCUGGUGGUAUGGCUGGCCCCCCCAGCCCCCCUGAACCACACUGGGAUGGGGGGCCCGGGGGGGGGGGGGGACGGGACCCAGGGGGCGGCACAGACAGGGGUGUCUGGGCGUGGCUACGACUAG